This is a messenger RNA of Pieris napi, 2084 nucleotides long. RefSeq names its product BMP and activin membrane-bound inhibitor homolog. The record is from RefSeq and is a predicted model, not a curated record. NCBI's taxonomy places the organism in Eukaryota, Metazoa, Arthropoda, Insecta, Lepidoptera, Pieridae. The transcript is spliced from 5 exons. Bases 249 to 1013 code for a protein of 254 amino acids.
UCCCGCGUAAACGUCAGUCAGUGACUUUUAGCAGUUGCACGGAGAGCACGUGUCGCUGUGUUAAAAAAUAUUAUGAGCGCGUGGUGAAUUAUUAUUUUGAAAAACCAUUAUUAUAUUAGACUAAAUCAUUUUUAACUGUGAUACUAUUAUAGGUGUUGUGUGUGUGAACAAUGGAUUAAUUUGGUGUAAUCACACAAUGUUAUAGUGAUUUUAAUGUGUGUUUGUUGGUAAUAGAUUGUAAUUGAGCUAUGACCAUGGCUAAUUUUAGCGUGUGUUUAGUACUGGUACUAUAUCAACUCUCGGUUGCUUUUAGUAACGAGGCAUCUUCGGAAUUGUCGGAUCUUGGAUUGACAGAUCCGAAAGUGGAUAAAGACGCUGAAGGUGUUAGAUGCUACUGCAAUACAGCCCAGUGUGUCAGUACAGGCUACAUGUGCCGGUCCAGGAAAGGUGGGGGCUGCUAUAGUGAACUUCCACCUCGAAGACAUCACUCAAGGCAUGGUUGUCUUCAUCAUUUAGCUGAAAGAGAAGAAGAUGCGCUAUCACACUGCCAGAAUGCUCCCUCAUCAGGAGGUCCACCUCCACGGGAGUACUCCUUGCUUCUCUGCUGUUUUAAGGAUCUCUGCAAUCACGAAGACAGCCCGCUGGCCAGAGCGCGGCUUAAUUUAACCGCCACUGAUUCAGAAGGUAACGCGGUCGCGAGCGAAAGAGGCGCCAGUUACAACGGUGAGGUGUGGUUCAAAGCAGCGACCAUAGCGGUGCCUGUUUGUGGGGCUCUCAUACUAUUCCUUCUGGUGGCUGUAGCUGUCAGGUUACUGAGGGCUGACGCGCUUCUACACGCUGAUAGAAAACUUAGGGGUGGGUACAUAACACCACCGCAGCACAGCACAGAAGACGUCAAGAAAGUGUGGGUGGGGAACUCCGCGCCGCUCCUAGUCGCUCCCGGGGGAUGCUUGGUCGCCGUAGAGCGGGCACAACUAGUCGACGUGCCACAACUCUGUGAUAUUCAACGAUAGACUGUAAUGAAAUCUCUCUGCCGGUGGAAAUGACGCUGAGAAGUUUGACAAAGCUAAUUAAUCUCUAGAUUCCGACCCUCAGUUUAUAGAUAGUGGAACCCUUGACAAAAAUAAUUGUCGUUGUAUUAAUUGUCAAGACUUAUGCUUGGUCACGUGACCGUUUUCAUAAAAGUUUAUCGAUAAUGGGGGAUUCUUGACCAAAAAAUUGUCGUUGCAUAAAAUUGUCAAGGCUCGUGCAUGGUCACGUGACAAUUUUCAUAAAAGUUUAUCGAUAAUGGGGGGGCUCCGGACUAAAAUAAUUGUCGUUGCAUAAAAUUAUCAAGGCUCAUGCUUGGUCACGUGACGGUUUUCAUAAAAGUGUAUGGAUAAUGGGGGACUCUUGACAAAAAUAAUUGUCGGUGCAUAAAAUUGUCAUGGCUCGUGCAUAGUCACGUGACCAUUUCCAUGAAAGUUUAUCGAUAAUGGGGGACUCUUGUCAAAUAUAAUUAUUGUCGUUGCAUAAAAUUGUUCUCAUGCUUGGUCACGUGAUCAACUCUAUACCGAUUGGCCCGUGACUAUAAGUAUUAAUCAAUGCUUUUCCCUGCUAAAAAAAAUAGAAAAAUCUUGUAUACAAAUAUUGUCCAUAUAUGUUCCAAAUAUGCCCGCAGACCGCUACUGUCUGAUUGCUUUUCUAUUACGUCAAAAAUCGACAAUUACGUGACGAAGCGCGAGCCAAUACAAAUUCGUUAAUGGGUCGUCUUCAACUAAACGUUCAAAAAUUACCCCGUCUGUAUUAAUUUUGGAUCUAAUUAAAUUGAUCUCAUUGUGACGUCAUUUUACACCGGCUCGUAUACCAAAUCUACCAAUGUAUAUUUUGUUAUUUUAAGCUAUUUGUUCCUUGUAAAUGUAAAGUAGUUUUAAGAAAUUUUGAUGGAUUUACAUUAUCGAAUUUUACUGUCCAUUGCGAGGUUACUAUGACAUUGACAUUUGACCAUUUGUGAAGUCCAAACAAGUAAUAAAAAAGGGUGCGUGUACUUAUGUACGCGCGUAAGAAGUUAUACUUCUUUGGCAUUAUUAAAAAUAGUUUAUGAU